AUGUAUGCUCCUGGUGCCAUUUUUCUCCUCAAGAAUGGUCUCUUAUUAGGUAUACCUAUUGUCUGCUCUGCCGCACUGGUCCGUCAACUGGCCGAAUACUUCUUUGCGAAGUCAAUCCCAACCUGGGCACUGGCUGGGGCAACUGUCGCUAGUUUCCCCCUUUAUCUUGCCCUUCGUGUUUGGAUUCGUGAUAUCCGUCAUGCUCGCGCUGCAGCAGCGUUGGGAGCCCGGGUAGCGCCAACGUCCGACCGUGGAAAGCUCCCAGGAAACCUCGACCUACUGGUUGAAAUGAUGGAAAUUUGGAAGAACGGCUAUCCGGGUGACGGACUCCGCGAGACUUUGGAAGAAUGUGGGCCAGUAGUUGACCUGCGUGUUAUGUUCGACAACAUCAUCAUGACCGUCGAGCCCAACCAUAUCAAGCAAAUCUUGGCUACUGACUUCAACAACUACGUCAAAGGCGAAAAAUUCCAAUUCGGGAUGCGCAGCGUCCUUGGCACUGGUGUUUUCAACUCGGAUGGCGACAUGUGGAAGUUCCAUCGCACUCUAACGCGUCCAUACUUCAGUCGGGACAGGAUCAGUCAUUUUGAGACCUUCGACAGGCACGCUGACCAGGUUAUUGCCCUCAUUAAGAACCGUAUGAAGACCGGCUACGCGAUCGACUUCCAGGAUUUGAUCGGUCGCUUUACCAUGGACUCCGCUACUGAGUUCCUCUUUGGCUCUUGCGUCCAUAGCUUGCAUGCAAGCCUACCCUUUCCCCAUAAUGCCUCAUUUGUCGCACCCGAAGCUGAUCCCGUCCAUGCGCGGGUGGCCAUGGAAUUCAUGGAAGCUUUCAACCAGACUAUGUGGCAUACUGCGAACCGCGCCAGAGUCGGAUGGACUUGGCCGUUAAUGGAGAUGUGGUACGACAAAACAGCAGCCCCAAUGGAGAUCGUCAGCGCGUACAUCGACCCAAUCAUUAAGGACCGUUUGGAGAAGAAGCGCGUCGCUGACGCUCUGAAGCAAGAUCUAGACAAGAAAGAGCUUGAAGAAGACUCUGCUGAGAGCAUGACCCUCCUCGAUGACUUGGUGGGCAUGACCUCUGACCCCAAAGUUAUCAAAGACGAAACGUUGAAUAUUAUGAUCGCCGGCAAAGACACAACGCAGUGGACGACAACAGUGGCACUGUACUUUUUGGCCAUAUAUCCUCAUGUCACCACCCGAUUACGCGAGGAGAUCCUGCAACAUGUUGGACCCACUCGCCGACCCACCCUCGAGGAUAUUCGGGACAUGAAGUACUUGCGCGCGGUCAUUAACGAGACGAUGAGACUUUAUCCCUCUGUACCUUUCAACGUCAGGGAAAGCAUCAACGAAACAACCUGGCCCUCACCCGACCCUACCCAGAAACCGAUUUACAUCCCAGCAAAAACCCAGCAAGUUUCCCCUUGGAUAUCGAACUUUUGUGUUAUUAACGACCUUUGGGGCCCCGACGCUGAAGAAUUUGAUCCUGACCGCUGGCUUGACGAUCGUCUCAAGAAAUACCUGCUCAAGAAUUCGUUCCAAUUCCUCCCUUUCAACGCCGGUCCACGCAUCUGCCUCGGCCAACAAUUCGCAUAUAAUGAGAUGUCGUUCAUUCUCAUUCGGUUGUUGCAGAACUUCUCCGAGUUUCAUCUCGACACUGAGGCGUUCCGGCCAGAGACGCGACCAAAUCCAGACUGGGCGGCUUUGGAAGGCCGCAAGGCCAUGGACAAAUUCCGUCCAAAGAUACAUCUGACGAUGUAUGCCGAGGGCGGAAUCUGGCUGAAGACCAAGGAAGCGACUGAGAGCGCUUGA
Molecule: messenger RNA, 1809 nt
Organism: Mycena indigotica
Lineage: Eukaryota; Fungi; Basidiomycota; Agaricomycetes; Agaricales; Mycenaceae
Exons: 12
Coding region: 1-1809 (602 amino acids)
Molecular function (GO): oxidoreductase activity, acting on paired donors, with incorporation or reduction of molecular oxygen; monooxygenase activity; heme binding
Source: RefSeq, a predicted model, not a curated record